UCGCCUUCCUCGUCGUUCCUUGCGCCCCUGCGGAUGUGCCAGAGGCCCCGUCGUGUGUGGUUCGGUUGGAAUCCUCGUGCAUGCUCUUCGAUUCGGUGCUGGAAUCGUCUGACAAGCAGCGGGAAGUCGAGGUGUGUGCGCGUUGUGAUUUGGCUUGAACAGUCGGAAGAGGGGCUUUGCGACCCGCGAGGGUUGGUGAUCCGCGGUGUGGAGCUGUGUAGUUCGUUGAUCGGCGCGGUCGUGGUGCUGUGGUUUGGCGUUGGUAAUUAAACCCUAAUCAAGAACGGAGACGACAGACGACUCCUGGGGAGUUGGCGAUUUGGUCGUUUGGGCAUUGGCGCGUCGCAUCGCUCUUGAGAGGCCCUUGUGGGUACCUGUUUGUAGCGCUGGAGAGUGGGGUGGACACCUCAUUGGUGGUAGUGGGGCGGAGACAGAGAGGAGUGGAGGGAGGUGUGGCGGAAGCUUGCGAAAGUCGACCUCCGACACGUGAAUUUGCGGGGCCUUCGAGCACUCUCUGCAUGUGUGCCUGUAUUGCUUUGAGUCACCCUCGGCGCUCGUUUGAGGCUUCACAACUGGAAGGCAACAAUUCGCAGCGUAGGCAACGCCAUCUAUGGCGUCCGCGGAACAACUCGAGACCGGAAGUGAAUCUGGUAGUGGUGGGGUAAGGAGUACAAGCCCAUGUUCGACUUGCUCUGUGAUCGUAGUUGGCGCUGGAUUUGGAGGCCUAGCUGCCGCCCGGUUUCUGCACAACUCGAACGUGAAGGUUAUGGUGUUGGAGUCUCGUGAUCGGAUUGGAGGUCGUGUAUACACGGACUAUUCCUUCGGAUUCCCCGUCGACAUGGGAGCUUCAUGGUUGCAUGGAGUGUGCAAGGACAACCCUCUCGCGCCUGUGAUUGGCAAGUUAGGGUUGCCGUUGUAUCGAACGUGUGGUGACAACUCAGUGUUGUACGACCAUGAUCUAGAGAGUUAUGCACUGUUUGACAUGGAUGGGAACCAAGUUCCACAAGCUUUGGUGACGGAGGUGGGCGAGGUGUUCGAGAGUUUGCUGGAAGAGACAAAGAAACUGAGGGAGGAGCACCCGGAUGACAUGUCGGUAAUGAAGGCGUUUACGUUGGUUUUGGAGAGACGUCCAGAUCUGAGGCAAGAGGGAAUGGCGUUCAAGGUUCUGCAGUGGUACAUAUGCCGCAUGGAAGGCUGGUUUGCAGCGGAUGCCGACAGUAUUUCCGUUCAAAGUUGGGACGAGGAAGAGCUGCUUCAGGGUGGGCAUGGACUGAUGGUGAAGGGCUACAAGCCUGUGUUGAGCUCCCUUGCUGAAGGUCUAGAUAUUAGAUUGAAUCACAGGAUUACGAAGAUCAGUCGGGGGUUGCAUGGAGUGCGAAUGAGCACCGACGAUGGGAAGGUAUUUGACGCUGAUGCUUGUGUUGUAGCAUUACCUCUGGGAGUGUUACAAGCGAACGUAGUGCGGUUUGAGCCUAAGUUGCCGGAGUGGAAGGAGGCAGCGAUCAGUGAUUUGGGGGUGGGCAACGAGAAUAAGAUUGCUCUGUUCUUUGAAGAAGUGUGCUGGCCUAACGUAGAGUUCCUGGGAGUUGUUGCGUCGACUUCAUACGGUUGCAGCUACUUUUUGAACCUCCACAAAGCAACAGGGCAUCCUGUGUUGGUGUACAUGCCUGCAGGACGUCUGGCCAAUGACAUCGAGCAAUUGUCGAACGUGGCUGCUGCGAACUUCGCCAUCAGGCAGCUGAAAAGGAUAUUGCCGAAUGCUGCAGAGCCGAUCAAUUAUCUGGUGUCGAGGUGGGGAACAGACCCGAACUCAUUGGGGUGCUACAGCUAUGACGCGGUUGGCAAGCCCCACGAUCUGUACGAGCGGCUGCGUGCACCGGUGGACAGUUUGUUCUGGGCUGGGGAAGCGACAAGCGAGAGGUUUCCCGGAACUGUUCACGGCGCGUUUCAUACGGGUGUGAUGGCAGGAAGCGAGUGUCUGAAGAGGUUUGCUGAAAGGUGUCGGGAUUUGGAGAUGUUUCAGCCCGUGAUGGCGAAAGAAGACGAGCUGACGACACCGCUGUUGAUAUCUCGGAUGUGAACAAAGCGAUGGCGACGUGGGACUUGGUGGGACUUGGUGGGUUGUCCAGGGAAAUUGGGUGCAGGGACGGCACGGUGAGAAAUGGUGGGAUCCGGUGGACCUUGAAGCUUAUUUCUUGACCACUGGAGUGGAUUCUUAACCGAAGCGGAGGGAAGUGGAGUCACUAGCAUUGCGUGUCUGGAGUUGUGGAGUGCGUGAAGGUGGGAAGGAGAGUGGGCGUUCAUGGAGUUGAGAACACCGGCAGCGGGUGGGCUUCAAGCCCGGGGCGACAGUGCCUGGCGAUGGAGGCGUGAGGUUUUUAUGGCGUUGCGAGGGGUGAUGGGUGAUAGGUUGAAUCCAGUUGCAAGGAAGGGACGACUGAUUGUAGAGUGGACCUCUUUCGUUGUAGCACGGUUGAUCACGUUCGACUUGAGUGGCGGAGUUCACAUGAGAGUUUGGGGUGUAUGCGUGCAACCCCUGCAUAUAACCCGCCAGCAGCGAGAACGAGCUGGGGUAAGGUGGGACGCUGGUUCUGGGUGCGAAGCGGUGUUUUUACUUUUUAAUUGGCACAAUGUUCGGUCGUUUUUUGGAUUCCGGCUGGAUAGUGGUUAGACAUUCAUGAUUGCAGCACGUGAGAGCUUGGAUAACGGAACGGGUGGCCUCAUCACCGAUUGGUUGUGUAGGUUUAUUGGAAUGCUUGGUUAUGGGACGACUUAGAGAGGUUGCAUGGCUUUUGUUUGGUUGAGAAAGAUGUAGACGGUGGUAUGGUUUAGGGAGUGUGCAAUACAGGUCUAUAAUGACGUGAUUGGAUAUGCGCCUCACACCGGAGGUGUAGUUGGACGCAAUGGGUGGUGCUCAGUCAUUUCUGGCCCCAUUCGUGUGGUUAUUGUUGAGUUGUGGGGAGAGGACACAGCGAAGUUUCAAUCCGGCGCGACCCGGGAACUUUCGGACUGAACAUAUGACAUGAAUAUGACCUGAAUUCAGGUCAAACUGUUGCCAGUGUAGUGAAUGUUGCGAGGCAUUCACGCAGAGAGUGGUAUGUGCAUUUGUUGGCUUGCAGAUUACGAAUCAUUUGACUACCGUCGAUUUCCACAAAGCAGUCGCACACAUCGGCAACUAUAAUCUUGUUAAAAGCAAAAUGGUGAAUGGGCAUGGGAGGGAUUGUAGUAAGGGCAACAACAAUCGCACACAGAACGACAAAAAAGCAGGCAAGAGCACGGUCGAAAGAGGGUUAAUUGGUGGUCGAAGGGUGAAAACAUGACAAAAUCUUCGUGAAGGAUAUUGCACAGUGGAUUGUGUUGUACUUGUUCAGAGCAAAUUCAUACUUAACAGUUGCACUUUGGACGAUGUUACGUUGAAAAGCGAUUGGUGUCGGGGAAGAGGUAAUAUGCUUCUGAAUGCACUACAUCUGCUUUGUGAAUUGUCAAUUAAAACAUGAAAUUGGGGAAUUAAUUUGA
Molecule: messenger RNA, 3516 nt
Organism: Physcomitrium patens
Lineage: Eukaryota; Viridiplantae; Streptophyta; Bryopsida; Funariales; Funariaceae
Source: RefSeq, a predicted model, not a curated record